Messenger RNA from Diorhabda sublineata, 2531 nucleotides. RefSeq lists its product as uncharacterized. The transcript has 9 exons. NCBI's taxonomy places the organism in Eukaryota, Metazoa, Arthropoda, Insecta, Coleoptera, Chrysomelidae. The coding region runs from base 348 to 1994 and encodes 548 amino acids. The record is from RefSeq and is a predicted model, not a curated record.
GUUAAUAUAAAAACUUUCUAAUAAAUAUUAGGUUUAAAAUUUCAUAUUAGAAUAAAAACGUUUCAAACUUAUUUCGAUUUUAAUAAAGUGAAAUAGAGCUGGUGACAAACGAAGGACAUAAGAAUCACUGAUAAAUUAAUAAAUAAUAAAUCCGUACUACACAAUAACCAAUUCAAUAUUCUUAACAACUAUCCUCGUUGAAAACCGUGAAAGGGUUAGGUGGACAAAAAGGAACUUGGCAUUUACCUCGAUGGUCGAUACCAGUUUCUUCCCCGAGUUUCUGCUUCUCCGACAAAUUGGUGGCUGGAAGCUUAAAAUUUGUAACGUGAAAUCCUCACAAGGGAAAUAUGUCCAAAAGAAAAAAAAAUAGAUACAAAAAACGAAAAGCUAAAUUUAAUAGUGAACGUGAUAAAAUUAUAGAAGACCCGGUAUCUGAUGAUAUCAAGGAAAGUAGUAUUAAAAAUGAACCACAGUUGACUACUCCCACAUCAGUUUCUAGAUUAAGCUGUUAUGUAACUCCCAAGAUGAGUCCUCUAAGGAGUCAAAAUUAUCCAGACCCGCCCCAAUUUAGUGAUAUUGAAGCACAAUUAGAUCAUGAAAAUUUCUUGUGCAGAAAAUCGAUUAACACUAGCAAAUUUUAUUCGUGCCAUGACAAUUUUUUGGAGAGUGAUCAACAUUUCCAAAUUACUUUAGAAAAAAAAAUAAAACGAUGCAAUGAAACUCCCAAGUGUACCAGGACUCGACAGCAUCAAAAUUUUCUUUAUGAUAGUCCUGCACCUUUAAAAAGAAAACAAAAAUUCUCCAGGGGUAAUUGCGGUGAUUUGUCUUUCUCGCCGAAUCAGUUUUCCUCAACCCCUAUAUUACAGCACCAAAUAAAAACGAUAGAAAAUAAUGCUGAACGUAGUUUUGAUGUUGUAAAAGACGAUGUAGUAAGUCCAAAAACGCCGAUAUAUAACAGAAAUAUCAACUUGAAUAAUAGCUACACCACAGAAAAGCUUCUACCAAAAGAUAGUAGCAUGAAAAACUUAAAAUUGCACGUAAUAAAUAUGUCUGGUAAGAUAAAACUACCAUCAACACGCCAAGAAGAAAAAUUUAAUUUUUCUCGAAACAUUAGUAAAAAAAGCUUCAACGUCUCUAUUUCCAACACUGAAACUACGAGAUUUUUUUUUGGAAACCUGAAGAGAUACUACAAAAUCGUUUACAAUUGGAUUAUAAGGAUAUGGGAGAUUUGUUCAAACCUCGGUACUAAUCUAAAAAAGGAUACAGUUGAUGGGGGCGAAGGUAUUGCAGAUCCUUUUCAUGGAAUGUGCGAUAAGUGUUUACAAUGCAAGGAAAAUAUUUCGAUAUUAUCGAAAAAAAUAGAGGAACUCACAGUAUUGCAAAGUGGGCAUUUAGAACAGAUGAAGACCCUCUCUCAACAAUUACAUCAGAUCAAACAACAAGUGGAUAAAUUAAACGACUUUCAAACCGAAUUAGAAAUGUUGAAAGAGCAAGUUAAGAUGGCAAAACCAGCCUCUCUUGUUCCAAGCGUUUUGCCUCCUGCACCACCGCCGCCACCGCCACCGUUGCCUCCACCAGUUUUACCCUUAUCGGAAACAAAAACUUUCAACUUCCAAAAAAAAUCAAGUUCUGGAACUAAAGCGGUUACAAAUGAAAAUUUAAGGCCCGUUAUAUCACUGGAGGAUAUUUUAAAAGUAAAAUUGAAAAAGACAUCGAGCCGACUUCAUCAACCGAUCUCUCGUCGAAACAGUUCUGCAGUACCUUCGGAUAUGUUGAAAGCAGUAACUUUAAAACCUGUUCCACGUACCCCGCAUCUUCUUAGUACACCCAAAAAUGAUAUUGGAGAUAUGACUUUAAGCCCGAAUACGAGAUUGUGCUCAUUAUUAAAAACUGAAAUGUCCACCAGUAAAAUUAAACGAUUACAGAGAGUCGGUAAAUAUAGUUUUGAUUCUAUUUAUAAAAAGAGAUUAUUGGAUUCCAGAGAUAGGGAGUAGAAUUGAAUGGGAAGAUCAGACUGUUGGUCUAUUGCAAAGGACAAUAAGAAACUUUUUGAAUUAUUUGGGCAUCACUGGUUUUACAGCUAAACAAAUGGUGUAAUGAUGCCAUAACAUAUUUUUUGUUUGAUUUUUGGCAAUGUUAAUAUCAUUUCCAUAUUUCGAUAUGGAAAUUUUGAUAAUGUGAAAAAAGACUAAACACAUUUUUCGUGAUAAACAUUAUAUAUACAUAUUUCUAUUAUUAUUAUUUGAUGUGCAAUGUUGCCUUAACUUAUUUUUUAAUGUUUUAUAUUAUAUAUAUAUUUUAAAACUUUUUUUUAUUAUUGUUUCAAAAAUUUCGGCAUUAUAAUGUGACUUUAAUAUUAUUAUUACUAGUUAUUUAAGUCAAAAUUUUUGUUUAUUAUGUUCUUAUGGAUAAUAUUAAAUAAUGUAUUUCUACUAUUUGUAGGUUCCCUUUAAAUUACUGUGAUAAAAAGUAAUAAAAAAUUCUUUAUAUCAAGAAAAUUUGUAAUAAUAUUUAAUAAAUGACAAUAAAAA